AUCACACCCACUCUGCUCCGAGAAGCUCGGGACUGCAGCUGUGAAAGUGGACUCCUCAGACAGACACCAUGAGUAAGUCCAGCACCUUAAAGAGCUUUUUUAGGAGCAAAUCCCUGGAGAAGCAGCAGGACGCAGGGCGCACCGGGGCACCCAAUGGCGCGCCGGGGACGCACCCCGGGGGGGAACCCGGGUCUGCCGGACCUGCCGGGCCGGGAGACGGGGAGGCUUCACCCGUUUCCCCCAAGGAGAAGAAGGGAAAGCGGCGGCUGCUGUUCCGGCUGAGGAGGAAAAAGUCCAAAAGCAGCAAAGAAGCAGGAGGAGAUGUGUUCUUCCCCGACACAGACGAGCUGGGGAGCUUCAGCAGCCAGUGGAGCUUCGACCAGAUGAGCAUUUCCACAGAGUGCAGUUUCCGCACAGAGUCGGACUGGGACGGCCACUCAGAGUUCUCCUCCCUGCAUGGCUUCGACAUGUCUCAACCCAGCAGCCCCGGCUCUCCCUCCAAGCCCUUCAAGAAUUCAGAAGAUAAAAGAGGGGUGUUGGGCCGCAUCAGCAGCUUCUUCAGAAGCAGAAAGAAGAGCAGUCGACAAAACUCGGACGCCAACUCAAGUUCCCCGGCAUCUCCCACCUCUCCAGGUUGGGCAGAGGACGAGCAGGGAACUCCGACCGCCUCUCGAAGAGACGGCGAGUGCAGACUGACGGGCGAGGGCGGCGAUGGCGUCAGCCAGAGGUCCAGCCCCAGCAGCUCCAGCGUGGCCUCCAUCAUAACCGCUACAGACGAUCUCCCGUUCGCAGACAGCAGCAGCAGCGGCAGGAGCAGCGUGAGGGAGGUGCACGUCUGCAGAAUCAGCAGUGAGAACAACUCUGGGACAGUGACACCCACACCUGAGGGACCUACUACCUUCUCUGAGUCGGUGGUGGAGGAGGUUAGUAAGAGGCUGAGAGUAGAUCUGAAGGAAAGGAUCAGUGAAGAUAAAGUCAAAAGCCCGAACACCCUGACGUCAACAGAUGUCCCACUUUCCAUGACGGCUGAGAACCACAGAUCCCCUAACUUAACCUCAAUAAGUUUAGCCUCAAAGAGGUCUGUGGUCACGGUGGGAGAGAAAGGGCACAGCACUGAGCUGAGAGGAAUAAGUCUGGCCUCAGUCCCGACUCAGCAGGAGCCAAAGUCUGCACAAAUGAAAAGAGGAAGUUCAGGAGGCAGAACCGGAGCUGAGGCCGGCGGCCUCUCCGGGGGAAAGGCGGCCACCACGUGGAGCCCUUCACCAGGGGACACACGGGCACCCAGGAGCAGCUCGCCCAUCCAGCUGGUCAAAGCCAUCCGGGUGGAAACACACCUGGGAGAGGAGGACGAGCCGGGGAGGGAGGGGGGGAGAGGAGAGGAUAUCCUGAAACAACGGGAGGAGGGCUUACGGCCAGACUCGCCUCCUGUGCUGGCUAUACCGGUUGCUGUGAUACCUGAGGAUGACUCGGUAACCGCAGACAGCCUGCCCGUCCACCCGGAGAGGUUACCAGCCGGUGGCGGCUCGCCAGAGUCAGCCGUCACCUUGGCAACGCCUUCAGAGGAAUUUAAAAGAACUUUAAAGCAGCCGGAGGAGCCGGUCACUGGCACAGGCUCAACCCAGAAGAACCGCACACCGAGAGAAGCUCGUAUAACGCGCACGACUGUGACUCUGCCCUCAAAGCACAAAGUCUUUGCCCAUAAGGUGAUCGUCAGCCCGGAGGCAGGUUUGGAAGGGGACGAACUGGUCGGAGAGGAACGCAGCAGAGAUUCCAAGAGCUCAAACGCAGUCGAAGUGAAACUACUGCCAAGCCUCCAAAACAACAGUGAAGCUGAAUUCAAGGAUGCCAGCUUUGGAUUAUCCACAACAGAUGAGACCAGUCCCGUUCAAAUCAACUCUCCUGAACCCAUAAAUGAAGGAAAAACAGACUCUGAGGCCUCAGACAUGUACAAACCAAAGUCACCAGCUGUGAGAGCAGGGGUAAGAAGUCCAGGAACUGGCCAAACUGCUGCCUCUAAACCAGGGGUUAAAGGAGCAGCGCAGAGUCAGCAUACCACAGGCAGCGGAACAAAGACCCCGUCCUCUGCUGCCGAAGGCAAGGCUAAGAAUGUCACAACAAAGCCAAAGAGCCCCACCGAAGGCAUGAAAAGGGAAACUUCCAGUGACGGUCCAGGCUCCAGGCUACCGGGGCUAAAAGACCAAAACCCCAGCAGAUCCUCAAGUGCUACAGACUCAAAAAUUAAAGUUCCCAAAAAGUCACUAUCGUAUACUGAUGUAAAAUCACCAGUCACACCUUAUAAAUUAUCACUGGCUGAAGCCUCAGGGUCAUCGGUCAGUUCUGAACUGCAAAAACAACCCAUAUCCAAAGAAUCUGUGAAAUCUCCAACUGCUACAACAAAAGCAGGCAGGAAACCAAGUCUUGAGGAAGCUAAAACUGGGAUAUCUGUGUCAGGAAGGCUUUCUCCCACAAAACCCACCAACAAGACAGGAACAAUGACUAUUAAGGAAAAACAAGACAAGGAUUUUGAGUCUCCUAACCUUGUAAAUGGGAUGGAGAAAGAGCAUGAACAGAAAAAUGUUAAAGCACGAUUCCCACCAAACGGGGAAAGCACUGGUAUCAAAAAACAGCAGGUGAACCACACAGAGAUGAACACUUCCUUGACAUCAAAGAGUCGGCUGCCAGUUUCUUCUCCGACGAAAAAGAAGAACGAAGAUAUAACUCACUCGAGUAGCAACAAGUAUCAAAAGAGUCCAGAGCAGCAGGAAGUAUCUCCUUAUGACGAGAGGCCUGGAAACAAGACAUCGACCCCUGAAAGUCCCAAAAAAGACACUGUGCCACCAAAGUCCUACAAGCAGAAUGACAGCAUCAAACAACAACAGAAAUCCCCGCCACCUGGGAGCAAGCUCCCCACAAGUGCACGGAGAGGCUCCGGGAAAGCCAAGCCCAGAAGCUCUCCACGAUCAACAAAACCUGAGGGCUCCGACAUAUUUACAGGGACAGCUGUCAAAGCAAAAGAGACGGAUGGAGUGAAAGACAAUGCCAGUUACUGCACGUUCAAAUUUGAGUCUGCCAAGGAGCACAUAAAACCGAAAGAUGAGAAGAGUGAUAUGUCUGAAGCAAAAAUACUAGAAAGGGAAACAGAGAAAUCAGAGCUGAGCGAAAGCGGUCCUGCUGCUGGAGAGGUUCCAACAAUCCUGUUGUCACAGAGCAGCAAUGCAACUAUUCCAGGUGACGCUCAAGUAAAAGCUGCAGCAGUUACAGACUCAGUAACUGAUGUGCUGCCAAAAAGCAAUGUUGACAAAGAAAUCUCAUGUCAGUCACAUGUUACUGGUAUAAAUAAUUCUGAGACUGAUGGAGAACUGCCGGCAGCCAGACAAACACAGACUGAGCUCCACGGCACCACGCAGAAACAAGUGUUAUCAUCCAGAAAAGAAACGCUUAAAGACAAGGAUCAUUUUGAAAAGCUGGAGGAGGAGGAGAAAAACACUCCAGCGCUGGCCUUGGUGACGACACCAGCUCUGCAGGAUGUAACUUCAUCCAGACCCGAGCCGGAUGGCAGCGUUCUGUGUGACCAAAUGAUCCAUUCUGACCAGGAAAGUGUUUCCUCUCAAAAAGUAAAGACAAUCACUUCCACACCAGAAACCAGAAACGCUGUUCCAGAUCAGCAUCCACAACCAGAAGAUCAGCAGCCCAGCACUCUCACUGGUGGCUCAGAUGGCGCUAACCUGGCCAGUAAACAGGGUGAUCUGAAGGAUGAAACCACUGAUGAAAAAGACACGCUGUCCCCUACAUUAACGGGGGAUUUCGUAAAGGUUUCUGAGUUAGAGGAGAAAAGUAAAGAGGAGGUUGGCGUGAAACCAGCUGAGGCUUUUGAUGGUGAAACAGAGACUGUGACUGUUUGUCAAUUGCCCAAGAAUGCUGAAAAUAUAUUGGACAAAGAGUCUCUUUUACUGGCAGGAGAAUCUGAAAGGACGGAGGAAAAGUCAGAACCAAGUGAAGCACUUAAUGGCACAGCAGAAGAAAGACAGGAGUCUGAGAAUAUUUACAAAGAGGAGCUCAAAGUUCCAGUCAUUCCGGGUGAAAAAGAGAAAGCCCUCCCAGAUUCAGAGGAAGCAACAAAUCUAUCAUCAGAGAAAAGGCGUUCGCAGCCCGAGGCCAAGGAGGAUCCACAGAGGGUAGUUACCAAUUUCAUGGAAGGGAGGAGGACAGAGACAGUGCAUGAAACGACAGUGGGCGGGACUACAGAACAGCUGAUCCUUUCACCAGGAAAUGCAGAGACUGGUAUUUCUAUUGCAAAGGUAGGAGAGGUGAAGAUGAAAGAAACAACAGUGAAUAAUGAACAAAAAGCCAAAGAUGAAGAGGUCGGGGACAAUAAGAGAAAUCUGGACCACAAAUACACUGAUGAUGUCAAGGGAAAACCAACUCCAGAAUUAAUGGACUUAAACAAAAAGAUGUUGGAUGAUGAAACUGGAGAUUACAACAAAGAAAAAGAGAAGACCUCAGAGGCCACAGACAGAGCUGUGGACAAAAAGACAACAGGUGACAAAGCUUAUACAUCAGCAGAAUCCAAACGCACAGAUCUUAUUUUAGAACAGAAACCUGAGACAGUGAAAGCCCCAGAAAAGACGUCGGAAACACACAUUUCACAAACAGAUGCAUCUCAAGAGCUAAAAGCCUUGAAGCCUGUGAACAGUGACAACAUUCAGCUCGACCAAAAGUCCAUAUUUGAAGCAAACCAAGGUGAGGAGAUGAUAAAUCAAAACAUACAAUCACAUCACAAAACAGAGCAGGAAUCAGAAAGCAUAAAAAGCAAAGACGAGGGGAUAAUUCAGAGCCAAAAAAUGGAUACAACUCAGGAACUAAACUAUGUACAAACAGACACUGAUACUACCAAAGACAAGACUGAAUCCAAACAUCAGACAUCUGGAAUGAAAGAGAGGCCUGAGACAGUGGAGACAGGUAGCCCAGGGCUCACACGGUCAGAGGAGAGUUUGAUCAAUAAUAAAGCAACUGCAGAUGCUACCACUGAUUCUUUAUCAGGCCAGAUGUCCAUAACUACUGGAAACCAAGAUGCAGAUAUGACAAAAGCAGGCAAAGACAUAUCAACAGAUGCUGAACUUCCAAUGCAUGGAUCAGAAGUUUCAGAGACUGCAGCAACUGUAGUACAAGAGAAGACAACAGAGAAGCGGAGCAUGGACGCAACUCUGGAUCCUAACUCUCGCAGCACUGAAGUAAAGCAUUCAUCAUCAGAGACGUUGGAGAAUGAGACAACGACUGCAGAUCUUAAUGGUGAAGUUAGUGACCAACAGGACCAGAAGUCUAUGACUGCUGCAGAAAAAGAUGUGGGUGUAACAAAGCUAGACCAGGAGUCUAAGAUGAAAGUUAAGGACAGCAGGAAUAAGACUGUAGUUGAAGCCAAAGAUGAAGACCCUAACUCUGUAAGCACUCACACUGAAGUUACCGAUGAAAGGAUUGAGGAGUCAUUAGGGAAGUCAGAGAGUGAGACCGAAGCUGCAGAUGCUGUCAAAGGUAGUGACCCACAGGUCCAGAAGUCCAUCACUACUGGAGAUCAAGAUGCAGUUAAAACAAAACCAGACAAAGACAAAUCUGAACUUCCAACUGAUAGAUCAGGAACAGAAGAGACUGCAACAACUGUGGUACAAGAAAAGACAACAGAGAAGCAGAACAUGGAUGCAUCCCAAGAUCCUACCUCUGUCAGCACUGAAAUGACCAAGGAAAUGACUGAAGUAAAGGAUUCAUCACCAGAGAAGUUGGUGGAUGACACAACGGCUGCAGAUCAUAAUAGUAAAGUUGGUGACCAACAGGUCCAAAAGUCCAUGACUGCUAGAGAACAGGAAGUGGAUGUAACUAAAUUAGAUCCGGAAUCUAAUGAUAAGAAAGUUAAGGACAGCAGGAAUCAGACUGCUGUAGAAGCCAAAGAUGAAGAUCCUAACUCUGUAAGCACUCACAUUGAAGUUACCGUUGAAAGGAUUGAGAAGUCAUUAGGGAAGUCAGAGAGUGAGACCGAAGCUGCAGAUGCUGUCAAAGGUAGUGACCCACAGGUCCAGAAGUCCAUCACUACUGGAGAUCAAGAUUCAGUUAAAACAAAACCAGACAAGGACAAAUCUAAACUUCCAACUGAUAGAUCAGAAACAGAAGGAGAGACUGCAACAAAUGUGGUACAAGACAAGACAACAGAGAAGCAGAACAUGGAUGCAUCCCAAGAUCAUACCUCUGUCAGCACUGAAAUGACCAAGGAAAGGACUGAAGUAAAGGAUUCAUCAUCAGAGAAGAUGGAGAAAGAGACAACAGCUGCAGAUCAUACCACUGGAGUUACCAACCAGCACAUACAGAAGUCCAAACCUGCUUCAGAAGAAGAUGUGGAAGAAUCUAAAACAAGAGCCUCAGAGAAGCCAGCAGAGGAAGAAACUAGGGACGAAAAAGUUACAAGUACCACUGAAAGGUUUGAAGGGGUUAAAGAGAAAACUGAAACCAAAGAUUCACCAACUAAGAGUUUGGAAAAUAAUACUUCAAUUGAAUUUGAUAUUAACACGCAAAAGGACCAGAAGAAGUCAACUGUCAAAGAUGAAGUUGUAGAGAUGAAGACACCAGAGACACGAAACGAUUCCAAACCUCCUGAUGCCAAACAGGAACAGGAAAAGCAAGACGAGACGCCAAAAGACAUCAAAUUAGUUGCAACUGGAAAUGGUGAAACAAGCCAGGAACAGAAAAAGCUAACUGCAGAGGUUGCUGAAGUUGAAAGAGGUGCAAAUGACACGUGCCAGCGGCUGAAGGCAUCAAACGUAGACUCCAAGCAAGAACAAAACGGAUCCAUCGCAAAAGGUUUUGCAGACCCAGAAGAAAAGCUCACAGUGUGUUCAGCUGAAGUUCCUCUCAGCAAUGAUUCCCAGAAGAAUGAUGAGGACGACAAAGAAAAAGCACAAAACCUUGAGUCCACUACGGGUUUGAAAGGGACACUACAGACUCGAAGAAAAGAAAGCAAGCCUCUAAAACCAAAGUUUGAUGGCAGUUUGACUACUUCUCAAAUAAAUUCAUUCACUCCACCUCUAAGUCUCCAGCUGAGGGCAGAGUCGCCAUCUUCCUGGUUAGAUGUAGAACAUCAGCAGAAACCGAAGAGGGACCACAGAAGAAGAUUUAAUAAAUCAGUCAGUGAUGAUGACUCUCGAGAGUCAGAUGAGUCUGAUUUUAUUAGAAGCAUCAAGGAUGGUGCAAUCUCUUUUUCAUGUCCACCAAAGAAGCCCAUUCGCAAAAAGUCCACAUCUCCACCCUUCGCCAUGCCAGCCAUCAAGGAGGACCAUUUCGAGCGAACGUUUGAUCCGGAGGAAUUCCAGUUUGGCUUGGGGAAAAGUAACAGGAACUUUAGGAAUCUUACGCCAGCUAUGGUGAUUAAAAAAAAAGGAGCCAGUAGAGAACAUCAGAACCUGGAAAACCUUCCUCAACAAGUUAAAACCCUUAAGGUAGAAGGAGAUGGGGUCAAAGUGGAAGCUGAUACGGGAAAGGAAGAAGGUCCCAACAGUGAGCCUGUGAAGAGGCCGUCACGAGUUGGAAGAAUGUCCAUCCUUUCCAGUUUGCUAAACUCCCCUCGCUCCUCCAGGAGGAGCAGAGAAGAAACUACCCCCGGCACUGAUAGCACCCUCUUUAAGCAGCAGCAAGACUUGCCCUCACAUGGACUGCUGGGAGUUCCUGACACACCUCGGCCUGCCGUCACAGCUGAUAAGGAGUGUGCAAUAGAACAGGAUCAAGGCCCAGUCAUGGAGGGUGGUGUAGGCACAGCCGCUGAGUCAGAACCUGGCCCCACCUCUCCUCUUCUGCUGCCCAGGCUCUCAGAGACAAAGCAGCCUGAUCAUUUAGAGAAAAACCUCAAGAAGGGCUCACAAGCCUCUACACCGACAGCAAAGACUAACCUGAAUUCUGCUGCUAUGGACCAACCUUCAGCAGCAGACGUGUGUACUGUAGAUGUGGGACUGAAGGAUCCUGCAGGACCGCCUUCCCCUACCAACUACAGCCAGCAGAACGGACGUCACACAACUAAAUCUAAGAAACCUGUGGAGAGAGGGUUUCACAGACGGCCUGGGAAGAUUGUCAUAUAUGAGCACGAUCAUUUUGGCGGGGAGGCGUUUGAGGUCUACCACGACGUAGAGAACGCCACCACCAUGAAACUGUCCCCCGUCGUCUCCGUCAGAGUCAUCAGAGGAUGCUGGCUGCUUUAUGAGAAACCUGGCUUCCAGGGCCGUGUCAUCGCCCUCGAGGAAGGUCCUACCGAGCAGAUAGUGAACAUGUGGGCUGAGGAGGGAACUCCGGAAACACCAAACCAGAUGGAUCCAGCCGUUCCAACAGCGUCCAUGGUCAUCGGUUCUCUUCGCCUGGCAGUCAGAGACUACAGCGUACCUCAGAUUGAUCUGUUUUCAGAGGUAAACGGGUUGGGGAGGACGUCGUCUUACUGCGACGAGUCCGUGGAGCUCGGCUCCUACGGGAUCCCACAGACCACGGGCUCCAUAAAGGUCCACUCCGGAGUCUGGCUAGUAUACACUGAUCCAGGGUUCCAGGGAUUCGUAGGAGUGCUGGAUGUCGGGGAGUAUCCGUGUCCAGAGAGCUGGGGCUUCCAGCAGCCUUUCGUCUGCUCUCUCAGACCCCUCCGAAUGGGAGCAAUAAGGGUUGAGAAUCCAACGGAUGUGAAGGCCCUCGUGUUUGAGAAGGCCAACUUUGAUGGACAGUGUGUGGAGGUGGACAGGGACAUCUACAACUUGUUAGAAGAAGAAACCUGUAAACCUGAUGAGAAGAAGAAGACUCUGCCUGCGGUGGGGUCUAUAAAGAUACUGGGCGGGCUCUGGGUGGGUUACCUGGAGGCUGACUUUGAGGGCCAGCAGUUUAUCUUGGAGGAGGGCGAGUUCCCCCACUGCAGCGACUGGGGAGGAUCAGAGGACGGCCUGGGGUCUCUGCGGCCUCUUGUUGCGGAUUUCCAGUCCCCCCAUAUUAAACUGUUCAGUGAGCCAAACCUGCAUGAGAGGGGGGGCAGCAUGGACUUGCUGGGUGCCGUGGUGAGCAUGGAAACCAUCGGUCACAGUACCAAAACCCAGUCAGCAAACGUCACCGGGGGAGUCUGGCUGGCGUUUGAACAGCCCGGGUUUAGUGGAGAGCCCUACGUGCUGGAGAAAGGAAUAUACGCAAACCCCGAAGACUGGGGAGCUCAGAACUUCAAGAUCUCGUCCAUACAGCCCGUCUUCCAUGAUAUGCUGACAGGAACAGCAAAAUUCAAGGUCCAGCUGUACUCCGAACCAGACUUCCAGGGGAGGCGGGUGACUCUGGAGGACAGCGCGGCCGCUCUGGAUGACGACUUCACGCCCCGGUCCUGUAAGGUGCAGGCAGGCAGCUGGGUGGCGUUUGCAGGAGUCCAGUUCACGGAGAACAUGUACGUCCUGGAGCAGGGAGAGUAUCCCAGCACUGACGCCAUGGGCCUUCUGUCCUCGGAGGGCAAUAUUCGAUCCAUGCAGAUCACUGGACAUGUGUUAUCUCUUCCCUCCAUCAUCCUGCUCAGUAAGGAGGGCUGCAGAGGUCGGAGGAUGGUGCUGACAAACGGCGCCGUAAACCUGUUCCGUGCAGGCGUGGACGUGCGUGUUCGCUCCAUGGUGGUGGAGGGAGGAAUGUGGGUUUUGUAUGAAGGAACUAACUACAGAGGGCGACAGCUGCUUCUCCACCCAGGGGAAGUGCCUGAUCUGUGCAGGUUCGUCGGCUGGCAGCAGAUAGGAUCCCUGCGUCCAUUAGUGCAGCCACAGAUGAACUUCUGUCUGCGGAACAAGGAGACGGGAUGCUUGAUGUCUCUGACAGGAUCUCUUGAGGACGUCAAGCUCAUGAGAGUUCAGGCAGUGGAGGAGACGGGAGGAGUCGACCAGGUCUGGCUCUUCCGGGACGGACAACUCACCUGCAAGCUGGUGGAGGACUGUUGCCUGCAGACAGCAGGGGGUGUGAUGAUGGCGGGCUGCCGGCUCUGCGUUUCCUCGGAGCGAGGCAAAGACAACCAGCUGUGGAGCAUCACCCCGGACGGUCUGGUGCGCUGCCACCUCAACCCACAUCUGGUGCUGGAGGUCAAAGGUGGCCAUCAGUACGACAAGAACCAGGUGAUCGUCAGCAGCUUGGAUGAGCAUAAACUGAGCCAGAGGUGGACGGUGGAGAUGCUGUAGUCUGACGAGGAUGGAGCGAUCAGAGAUGCCCCGUGAUGCAGCUCCGUCGGGAGACUCAGAUCUGCAUCCAGCUCCACCAUGGAGCCACAUCUCUGCUGUGGGUCUUCAUCAUCAUCUAGUCUCGUCAGGUGCUGGUGCAGAUUUUUAGUCACUCCUUUACUGUAC
Molecule: messenger RNA, 10364 nt
Organism: Cololabis saira (Pacific saury)
Lineage: Eukaryota; Metazoa; Chordata; Actinopteri; Beloniformes; Belonidae
Product: mucin-2-like
Exons: 23
Coding region: 69-10199 (3376 amino acids)
Source: RefSeq, a predicted model, not a curated record